Parnassius apollo (apollo) is the source of this 1827-nucleotide messenger RNA. The record is from the annotation of a GenBank genome assembly. NCBI's taxonomy places the organism in Eukaryota, Metazoa, Arthropoda, Insecta, Lepidoptera, Papilionidae.
AUGUGCAACAACCGUAUCACAAGAUCCUCGAAGAAUACCCCUGGUAUCACAAGAAUAACUUCAAUGAAAUUAACACCGAAGAACGACGUUGAGCAUUUCAUCGACACCAAUGGACCACCACUUCAUUGUCGUGCACGUCCAAUCGCACCACACCUAUACGAGCAAGUUCGAAAGGAAUUCGAAAACAUGAUUGAGCAAGGAAUAUGCCGUCCAAGCAAAAGCCCUUGGUCAUCACCACUUCACAUUGUACCGAAAAAGAACGGAGAAUUACGAGUUUGUGGAGAUUACAGAAGACUGAAUUCUAUUACCACUCCUGACCGCUACCCAAUACCGCGAGUCAGGGAUUUCACUCAUCAACUAUCAGACAAGACUAUAUUCUCCACCAUCGAUCUCAACAGAGCUUACCAAGUCCGCGAUGAAGACAUAGAGAAGACAGCAAUAAUUACCCCAAUGGGAUUUUUCGAAUUCCCAAGAAUGAUCCCAGGAUUAAAGAACGGAGGUCAAACUUUCCAAAGAUUCAUACACGAAGUACUUCAUGGACUGGAUUUCGUUUUCGCAUUUAUUGAUGAUCUCCUUGUUGCAAGCCCUGAUAAAGAAACGCACGAAACCCAUCUACGCACCGUGCUACAGCGAUUAGAAGACAACGGAAUCACAAUCAACCCUUCGAAAUGCAUAUUUGGACAGCAAGAAGUUCAAUUUCUUGGUUUCACCGUCAGCAAGGAAGGAAAAAAACCGCCUGCCGAAAAAGUCAGAGCAAUCAUCGAUUAUGCAAAACCUAAAACUAUCGAAGAGCUAAGGCGUUUUCUUGGGAUGAUAAAUUUUUACAGAGAACACAUACCUAAAGCCGCUGAAAUCCAAGCACCACUUCACGCCUACCUCCACAACACUAAGAAAAAAGAUAAAACGUCAAUCGAAUGGAACGAUGAAGCCACGAAGGCAUUUGAAGCUUGUAAAAUUGCGAUCCAAAAUGCAGCUUUACUCGCUCACCCAUCACACGAAGCAACCCUUGCUAUCUUCAGCGACGCAUCCGAUCUCUCAGCAGGAGCAGUUCUCCAACAAUACAGCAAUGGGAAAUGGCAACCACUUGGAUAUUUUUCGAAGAAGUUCUCCGAUACUCAACGUAACUACAGUACAUUCGACCGAGAGCUACUCGCUAUUUACAUGGCUAUCAAGCACUUCAGAAAAACGUUCGAGGGUCGAAACCUGAUCGUUUUUACCGACCACAAACCAUUAACAUAUGUACUUCCAAAGAAACCAUCACUAUCGGAAACACCACGAAGAGCAAGACAACUUAUUUUCAUAAGUGAAUUCACGACCGACAUACGUCACAUCAGUGGAAAGGACAACGUAGUUGCCGACGCACUCAGUCGCGUACCAAUCGACAGUGUAACGUGCCCUACAUCAAUCGACUAUCAUAAGAUCGCCGCAGCACAAGACAGAGAUAGUGACAACAUAAAACAUCUAGCGAAGCAAGGUAACUUGUCCAUCAAGCAAGUUACAAUGCCAAUGACGCAUCUACCUAUAUACUGUGAAGCCUCAACGACAACCAUGCGACCAUACAUACCAGAAGAAUGUCGUCGCGAAGUCUUCAAUGCACUGCACAACAUUAGUCAUCCAGGUGUUAGAACAACAAGAAAACUCAUCACUGAAAAAUUCUUUUGGCCUGCAAUGCAAGCGGAUGUUGGCAACUGGGCGAAGCAAUGCAUUCAAUGCCAAAAAUGCAAAGUACAAAGGCAUACAUCAAGUAGUCUAGCUACAUUUCCACCCACGGAGAGAUUCGAACACUUGCACAACAACAAGAUGGCCAGAAGCAAUACCUACCGAUGA